AUGCAUAUAUUUAUAUUAAUAGUCGUUAUUGUGGUACUAUUUGAAUAUCUACGAGCAAGUGAGGACGAAUAUCGUCUAUUAAAGGAUUUGAGGCAAAAUUAUGAUCCAUUAGAGCGACCAGUCUCAAAUAGCUCAUUACCUCUGAAUGUUAGCAUGAAAUUAUACCUUCAACAAAUUUUAGAUGUGGAUGAAAAAAAUCAAGUGGUAACUCUCGUCGUAUGGAUUGAAUACACUUGGAAUGAUUAUAAAUUACGAUGGGAUCCUGCAGAAUAUGGUGGUAUUAAAGAUAUUCGCAUUCCAGGUCAAGCAAAUGCUAUUUGGAAACCCGAUAUACUACUUUAUAACAGUGCCGAUGAAAACUUUGAAUCGAUGUAUCCGGUGAAUUAUGUCGUUAGUAAUGACGGGAAUGUUUUACAAGUACCACCGGGAAUAAUGAAAUUAUCAUGUAAAAUCGACAUCACAUGGUUUCCUUUUGACGAUCAAAUGUGUCAUUUAAAAUUUGGUUCGUGGACAUAUAGUGGAAAUUUUAUAGAUCUGCAAAUUUCUACAGUAGAUGGAAAUGGUAGUGCAAGUAUGGACACAAGUUAUUACGUACAAAAUGGGGAAUGGAAUUUAUUAGCAACUCCGGCAUAUUUAGAAAGAUCUGAAUUCGGCAAUGAGCCUUAUUGUGCAAUAUUUUUCUUUUUCGUUAUUCAACGAAGAACCCUAUAUUAUGGAUUGAAUCUAAUUAUUCCAUCUUUACUUAUUUCCUUAAUGACUGUUCUUGGAUUCACUCUUCCACCGGAUGCUGGCGAAAAGAUUACACUUGAGAUAACAAUUCUCUUAUCAGUUUGUUUUUUUUUAAGUAUGGUAGCUGAUAUGACACCACCAACGUCAGAAGCUGUGCCUUUAAUAGGUGCAUUUUUCUCGUGUUGCAUGCUCGUUGUAUCAGCUAGCGUUGUUUUCACUGUUCUUGUACUCAAUUUACACAAUCGUAAGCCUGAAACUCAUGAAAUGAGCCCAUUUUUGCGCAAAUGUCUAUUAAAUUGGUUACCGUGGUUAUUAAUGAUGCGUCGACCAGGUGUUACUUUUUUUUCGGUGCAAUCUUUCAAAGAAGCGGAAAAAGGUGAAAAUAAUCCGCCAUAUUUUGGCACAUUCUAUUUGAACAAUAUACAACCAUCUGAUACUGAAAAUGAUUGGAAAUUUGCUGCGAUGGUUGUCGAUCGAAUGUGUCUUUUCACUUUUACUUUAUUUAUUGUGAUCUCAACUUGUGCAAUAAUGUUUAGUUCACCUCAUCUAGUCGCUUAA
This is a messenger RNA of Dracunculus medinensis (Guinea worm), 1287 nucleotides long. The record is from the annotation of a GenBank genome assembly. Lineage: Eukaryota; Metazoa; Nematoda; Chromadorea; Rhabditida; Dracunculidae.